AUGAGUUGUUCAUCUGCCACCAAUGAGCCAGAGAGCUGCAGCAGUGAGGAGAGCAGCUGCACCACUUCCUCCAUCACUACCUCCGAACCAUCCCCUAUGUCUGCACGGACCCCCAAUGAUGCCCCCGACGCCACCCACCAUGUUUCUCUGCCACCUCCUCCUCUCCCACCCCCACCUCCAGGGGCCCCCCCACCUCCUCCGCCACUGGCAACGACGUCCAUCAACCACAGCGGGAGGAAAAAGCGACGCGUGCGCAGUUUCUUUUGGAAGCCCAUCCCGGAGGAGAAGGUGCGCGGAAAGCCCAACAUCUGGACGAUGGCGGUGCGUCAGCAGCAGUUCCAGAUUGACGUUCGCUCAGUGGAAGAACUCUUCGGGCAGCAGGAAGAGAUGUCAACUGGUUUACGUGGGGCAACAACUGGAACCUCAGCUCGAGUAUCAAGAUCACGCUCUUUUAAGGACAGCAGCAAGAGCGAGGUCAGCAUCCUUGACUCAAAGAGGGGGAUGAAUGUGGGCAUUUUCCUCAAGCAGUUUAAGAAGUCCAACCGUGCCAUUGUUGAAGACAUACGACGAGGGGAGGGAAAGAUUUAUGGAGCCGAACUUCUCAAAGACCUGCUAAAGCUCCUGCCUGAUUCGGAGGAGAUCAAGAAGCUACAAGUGUUUAAAGGAGAUCCAGACAAGCUGACACUGGUCGACUCCUUUAUGUACCUCCUAAUCCAGGUUCCACGGUUCGAGGUUCGGAUCGAGGCCAUGGUCCUCCGCGAGGAGUUCCUGCCCUUCUGCGCUGCAAUGGGCCAUGAGAUCGACAUCAUCCGUGCUGCUACUAAAGAGCUGAUGAGCUGUGAGGAGCUGCAUGCCAUCCUUCAUCUGGUGCUGCAGGCAGGAAACAUCAUGAACGCUGGCGGCUACGCAGGAAACGCUGUGGGAUUUAAACUGUCAUCUCUCCUCUCGCUGGCUGACACCAAAGCCAACAAACCUGGAAUGAACCUGCUGCAUUUUGUUGCCAUGGAGGCAAAGAAGAAAGAUGUUUUGCUGCUCAAGUUUCCAGACAAACUUCAGCAUGUGCAAAGUGCAGCCAGAGUUUCAGUGGAAAACAUCGAGCUGGAGUUUUCCUCCUUAUACGUCCGAAUCAGAUCCUUGGAGGAGAAAGUUCAAGGCGACCAGGAGUUGGUGCUGCAGCUGGAGCCCUUUCUGCAGAGCGCAGCACAGACCCUUCAGGACUUAAAGAGACGCAGGCUGGACCUGCGUAAAGAGGGGAACACGCUCAUAGAUUUCUUUUGUGAAGACAAGGACACCUUCAAGUUGGAUGAGUGUUUCCGAAUAUUUCAAGACUUCUGCAUUAAAUUCAACAAAGCUGUUAAGGACAACACAGACCGUGAGCUGAAGGAAGCAGCCAGGCAGCGCCGGUUGAAAGAACUGGAGGAAAAGCGUUUUGCAUGGUCGGCCGAGGACCACAGCAGCAUCUUUGGUCGCAGCAGCAGUGAGAAUGACAUGGAAAUGCUCACCAAGGAAGGCCUUCUGGACUUCUUCCAGAAGAGGUCUCAGAGUCCACACAGCCCACUUGGACGUUCUGCCAGCGCUCGCCGUUACCGUCACACCAUGACUUCCAUAGCAGAUCGUGAACUUCAGGGGUACCUCGAGCUGUUUGGAAGCACAAAAGAUUCCACUGAUUAUUCUAAGUUUUACAGCCUACCUCGGUCUGGUCGCCCUUACCAGCGGAGAACAACCCCGUGGAUUUUAGGCCAGGAUGACAAUCGUGAGCUCGGCUGCGACAGACAAGCGACAUCUCCACACGCAGAAACUGAACCUUUAAACUCAACAGACAGGUUCUCCUCCUUUGGGCUGAACGAUAACGAGGAUGUAUUUGACAACAAUAAUUACUCUACCGUUUCAGAGGGUAGUGUUCUGCCUCAUUCCUUUUGUGUCUUUCAGAAGCCCUCCUAUCUUCCUAACCCAACUCUUCCUGGUCACAUAAAUGUUAGUGUGGAGAAGCAUACUUUAGUCCAAGCUCCUCAAGCUUUUAACCUUCGUAGUCCAAACAACAAUACUGAUCAUGUGCACUUUGGCAAACAUCGUGAUGUGGUGGUAACAGAACUGGAAACUGAGAUGCACUCACCUCAAAAGGAUCAGGAGCAUCUUCACCAUGAACAUGUUUUAGAGAAAAUAGCCGAUCCAGAGGCAGUGCAGGAAGAUAAAGUAGAUGUUCCCUCACAGACUGAGAGGGAGAAGGAAGAAGACUACAGCACCGUUUCAUCAACAUCCUGUGAUACUCCCCUCCCACUAGAUACCUCUGUAUCCAGUAAGAGAUCAGUGUUUUACAUCCCAGACUGCACAGAAACAGACUGUUCUGUUGCCUUGGAUUUCUCUGAGGCUGAAAGCUCACCUCUUACAAAAGAAGGACUUCAUCUAAGAACUGACUGCUGUAAUGACCAGCAAAGCCAGCGAGAUCCAAACUAUUUGUCCUCUAACUUGGAGUCUACUUCACCCAAUGACCAGUCUGUCUCAACCACUGAGCUCCCAGUGUCCAAACAUGUAGAUGCAACAUCCGUGACUCCACCUCUCAACACAGAAGAGUGGGACACAGAGAGCUGUGACACAGCUGAAGGCAAACAGGGUAAAGACGCUCAGAGAAAUGGCAGAAAAGCAACCAAGAGCAACAAAGUGACAAAGAGCACUGGAGGUCGAGGAGUGCGAACGCUGAUCAGCAGCGAGAGCCAAAGCUUGAGGAAAGUUGUGCCCAUCAACAAGCUCACCAGGACUGGCACCAGCAAAAGAGCAGAGAGACCUUCGGAGCAAGACGGUGGAGAAACACGCCGGCAUGUCCGUGAUCAGAGUACUCCCGCGAGAGGAAGAGCCGAGAAGACGACGAGACCUCAUCGGCACUCGAGUGUACCCCCUGAUGAGUCCAAACUCCAGAGGGGUGGUGGCCUCUCGGGCAGCAUUUCUCGAUGGGCGCGCGAUUCCACACCGAGGAAAGCUUCCCUCCACAAACCGAGUGCCAAACCCCUGAGGAACAUCCCGAAGCCUGCGGCCGAGGAGAAAAUGUGCCGCUCCACCAUGAGAGCUCUCGCUCAGGCUCAAGCUCAGAGCCAGGGUGGUGCUUCUUCUGAAAAUAGCAUCUCGCAAGCAAGCAAUUCAAAAACCUCCUCGGAUGUCCCCAGCUUUGCCCGUAACACCGUGGCUUCAUCUUCCAGGAGCAAAAAGGAGCUAGGACCCACUUCUGCCCCCUCCACUCCAUCUCGUAGCCCCUCAGUCCUCGGUAGAAAAACCUCCACAAAGCAGAGUCAGACUGUUCCCACCAGCGAAGAGCCACAGGUGACGAACCUGAGACGGGUCCAAAGCGUGAAGGCGACCAGCCGCAGCACCCAUCGCAGCAUGACUCCACCUCCAACACAGGAGGAUAUUCGUAAGACUAGCAGCUUCUCUGAAAAGUCCGUGCACGGCAGAGACUUGUUGGCGUCCAGCAGAGUCACGAAGCCGAGCUGGAAAUGAAACCAGAUGUGUUG
Nematolebias whitei (Rio pearlfish) is the source of this 3503-nucleotide messenger RNA. RefSeq names its product FH2 domain containing 1 (gene fhdc1). NCBI's taxonomy places the organism in Eukaryota, Metazoa, Chordata, Actinopteri, Cyprinodontiformes, Rivulidae. The transcript has 11 exons. The record is from RefSeq and is a predicted model, not a curated record. The coding region runs from base 1 to 3489 and encodes 1162 amino acids.